UCUUCUGGAGGGAUGGAAGCCGCUGUGCUCCUGUGGCUGCUGCUGCCACUGCUUUCAACUGCAGCCCUGGGCUCGGGGACUGGGACGGGCCCGCGCGCGGGAUCGCCGGCUGUGGGGCCACCGCUGCAGCCCCGGGAGCCGCUCAGCUACUCGCGCCUACAGAGGAAGAGUCUGGCGGUGGACUUCGUGGUGCCUUCGCUCUUCCGAGUCUACGCCCGGGACCUGCUGCUGCCGCCGUCCCCCUCGGAGCUGAGGGCUGGCCGACCUGAGGCUCGAGGCUCGCUGGCUCUCGACUGCGCCCCGCUGCUCAGGCUGCUGGGGCCGCCCGGGGUCUCCGGGACCGCGGGAUCCAGCCCGCCGGCCCCGGCCGCGGCCCGCACGCUGUCCAGGGUGCUGAAGGGCGGCUCGGUUCGCAAGCUCCGGCGCGCCAAGCAGCUGGUGCUGGAGCUGGGAGAGGAGGCGAUCCUGGAGGGUUGCGUCGGGCCCCCAGAGGAGCCAGCUGUCGGGCUGCUCCAGUUCAACCUCAGCGAGCUGUUCAGCUGGUGGAUUCAUCACGGCGAAGGGCGGCUGAGGAUCCGCCUAAUGCCCGAGAAGAAGGCGUCGGAAGUGGGCAGAGAGGGACGGCUGUCCGCGGCGAUCCGCGCCUCGCAGCCUCACCUUCUCUUCCAGAUCUUCGGGACCGGUCAUAGCUACUUGGAGUCACCAACAAACAUGCCUUCUCCUCCUCCUGAUUAUUUUGUAUGGAAUCUGACCUGGAUAAUGAAAGAUUCCUUCCCUUUCCUGUCUCAUCGCAGCCGAUAUGGUCUGGAGUGCAGCUUUGACUUCCCCUGCGAGCUGGAAUAUUCCCCUCCACUGCACGACCUCAAGAACCAGAGCUGGUCUUGGCGCCACGUUCCCUCGGAGGAGGCCUCCCAGAUGGACUUGCUGGACGGGCCCGAGGCAGAGCGUUCCAAGGAGAUGCCCAGAGGCUCCUUCCUCCUCCUCAACACCUCAGCAGACUCUAAGCACACCAUCCUGAGCCCCUGGAUGCGGAGCAGCAGUGAGCGCUGCACGCUGGCCGUCUCUGUGCACAGGCACCUGCAGCCCUCGGGGCGGUACGUCGCCCGGCUGCUGCCCCACAACGAGGCCGGAAGAGAGAUCGUCCUGGUGCCCACUCCAGGGAAGCAUGGAUGGACUUGUGUGCAGGGCAAGCUGGGAAUGCCUAAUCCGCCAUUUACUGUUGCUCUGCACAGCUUAUCUGCAUUGAACUCGGACUUGGGGAAAGUCUUUUUCUUUCUUGUUCAAAAUUGCUCUCCAGGAACAACCCCGGGCUCCAAGAUGGCCCUGCAGAGCUCCUUCACUUGUUGGAAUGGGACAGUCCUUCAGCUCGGGCAGGCCUGUGACUUCCACCAGGACUGUGCCCAGGGAGAAGAUGAGGGCCAGCUAUGCCGUAAACUCCCUGCUGGUUUUUACUGCAACUUUGAGGAUGGCUUCUGCGGCUGGACCCAAGGCACUCUCUCACCCCACACUCCCCAGUGGCAGGUCAGGACCCUAAAGGAUGCCCCGUUCCAGGACCACCAAGGCCGUGCCCUGUUGCUCAGCACCACUGAUGUCCCCGCUGCUGAAAGUGCUACGGUGACCAGUGCUACGUUUCCUGCACCGAUGAAGAACUCUCCGUGUGAGCUCCGGAUGUCCUGGCUCAUCCGUGGAGUCUUGAGGGGAAACGUGUCCUUGGUGCUGGUGGAGAACAAAACCGGGAGGGAACAAAGCAGGAUGGUCUGGCAGGUUGCCGCCAGCGAAGGGUUGAGCCUGUGGCAGUGGACGGUGCUGCCUCUCCUCGACGUGUCUGACAGGUUCUGGCUGCAGAUGGUCGCAUGGUGGGGGCAAGGAUCCAGAGCCACCGUGGCUUUCGACAACAUCUCCAUCAGCCUGGACUGCUACCUCACCAUCAGUGGGGAGGACAAGAUGUCACAGAAUGCAGCACCCAAAUCAAGAAAUCUGUUUGAGAGAAACCCAAACAAGGAGCCAAAACCCACGGAAAAUAUACCAAGACAGACACACAUCUUUGACCCUACAGUUCACUGGCUGUUCACCACGUGCGGGGCCAGCGGGCCCCACGGCCCCACCCAGGCCCAGUGCAACAACGCCUACCAGAACUCCAACCUGAGCGUGGUGGUGGGGAGCGAGGGCCCACUGAAGGGCAUCCAGAUAUGGAAGGUGCCAGCCACCGACACCUACAGCAUCUCUGGCUACGGAGCCGCUGGCGGGAAAGGCGGGAAGAACACCAUGAUGCGGUCCCAUGGCGUGUCUGUGCUGGGCCUCUUCAACCUGGAGAAGGACGACACGCUGUACAUCCUGGUCGGGCAGCAAGGGGAGGACGCCUGUCCCAGUACAAACCAGUUAAUCCAGAAAGUCUGCAUUGGGGAGAACAACGUGAUAGAGGAAGAAAUCCGCGUGAACAGGAGCGUGCACGAGUGGGCAGGAGGAGGAGGAGGUGGGGGCGGAGCCACCUAUGUAUUUAAAAUGAAGGAUGGAGUGCCCGUGCCCUUGAUCAUUGCAGCUGGGGGUGGCGGCAGGGCCUACGGGGCCAAGACAGACACGUUCCACCCAGAAAAACUGGAGAAUAACUCCUCCGUGCUAGGGCUCAACGGCAAUUCCGGAGCCGCAGGUGGUGGAGGUGGCUGGAAUGAUAACACUUCCUUGCUCUGGGCUGGAAAGUCUUUGCUGGAGGGUGCCACCGGAGGACAUUCCUGCCCCCAGGCCAUGAAGAAGUGGGGGUGGGAGACCAGAGGGGGUUUCGGAGGGGGUGGCGGGGGGUGCUCCUCCGGUGGAGGAGGCGGAGGAUAUAUAGGUGGCAACGCAGCCUCAAACAAUGACCCUGAAAUGGACGGGGAGGACGGGGUUUCCUUCAUCAGUCCGCUGGGCGUCCUGUACACCCCGGCUUUAAAAGUGAUGGAGGGCCACGGGGAAGUGAAUAUUAAGCAUUACCUAAACUGCAGUCACUGUGAAGUAGACGAAUGUCACAUGGACCCCGAGAGCCACAGGGUCAUCUGCUUCUGUGACCACGGGACGGUACUGGCCGAGGACGGUGUCUCCUGCAUUGUGUCGCCCACCCCAGAGCCCCACCUGCCGCUCUCGCUGGUGCUCUCCGUGGUGACCUCCGCCCUCGUGGCCGCCUUGGUCCUGGCUUUCUCUGGCAUCAUGAUCGUGUACCGCCGGAAGCACCAGGAGCUGCAGGCCAUGCAGAUGGAGCUGCAGAGCCCUGAGUACAAGCUGAGCAAGCUCCGCACCUCGACUAUCAUGACUGACUACAACCCCAACUACUGCUUUGCCGGCAAGACCUCCUCCAUCAGCGACCUGAAGGAGGUGCCGCGGAAAAACAUCACUCUCCUGCGGGGUCUGGGCCAUGGCGCAUUUGGGGAGGUGUAUGAAGGCCAGGUGUCCGGAAUGCCCAGCGACCCCAGCCCCCUGCAAGUGGCUGUAAAGACGCUGCCCGAGGUGUGCUCAGAACAGGAUGAGCUGGAUUUCCUCAUGGAAGCCCUGAUCAUCAGCAAAUUCAACCACCAGAACAUCGUGCGCUGUAUUGGGGUGAGCCUGCAGGCCCUGCCCCGGUUCAUCCUGCUGGAGCUCAUGGCAGGGGGAGACCUCAAGUCCUUCCUCCGAGAGACCCGCCCUCGCCCGAGCCAGCCCUCCUCCCUGGCCAUGCUGGACCUUCUGCACGUAGCUCGGGACAUUGCCUGCGGCUGUCAGUAUUUAGAGGAAAACCACUUCAUCCACCGGGACAUUGCUGCCAGGAACUGCCUCUUGACCUGUCCAGGCCCUGGAAGAGUGGCCAAGAUUGGAGACUUUGGAAUGGCCCGAGACAUCUACAGAGCAAGCUACUACAGGAAGGGAGGCUGCGCAAUGCUGCCUGUUAAGUGGAUGCCCCCUGAGGCCUUCAUGGAAGGAAUAUUCACGUCCAAAACAGACACGUGGUCCUUUGGAGUGCUGCUGUGGGAGAUAUUUUCCCUUGGAUACAUGCCAUACCCUAGCAAAAGCAACCAGGAAGUUUUGGAGUUCGUCACCAGUGGAGGACGGAUGGAUCCACCUAAGAACUGCCCUGGGCCUGUAUACCGGAUAAUGACUCAGUGCUGGCAACAUCAGCCUGAAGACAGGCCCAAUUUUGCCAUAAUUUUGGAGAGGAUUGAAUACUGCACCCAGGACCCAGAUGUGAUCAAUACCGCUUUGCCGAUAGAGUACGGUCCACUUCUGGAAGAGGACGAGAAAGUGCCCAUGCGGCCCAAGGACCCUGAGGGGAUCCCUCCUCUCCUAGUCUCUCCUCAACAGGCCAAGCGGGAGGAGGAGCGCGGUCCGGCUGCCCCGCCUCCUCCGCCCCCCACCUCCUCUGGCAAAGCUGUUAAGAAACCCACAGUGGCAGAGGUCUCUGUUCGAGUCCCUAGAGGGCCGGCCGCGGAAGGGGGACACGUUAACAUGGCAUUCUCUCAGUCCAACCCACCGUCGGAGCUGCACAAGGUCCAGGGAUCCAGAAACAAACCCACCAGCUUGUGGAACCCAACUUAUGGCUCAUGGUUUACGGAGAAACCCACCAAAAAGAACAAUCCUCUAGCAAAGAAGGAGCAACACGAGAGGGGAAACCUGGGGCGCGAGGGAAGCUGUACUGUCCCACCCAGUGCUGCAACUGGCAGACUCCCGGGGGCCUCUCUGCUCCUAGAGCCGUCUUCGCUGACUGCCAACAUGAAGGAGGUGCCCCUGUUCAGGCUACGUCACUUCCCUUGUGGGAAUGUCAACUACGGCUACCAGCAACAGGGCUUACCUUUGGAGGCCACUACUGCCCCCGGAACUAGUCAUUACGAGGACACCAUUCUGAAAAGCAAGAAUAGCGUGAACCAGCCUGGGCCCUGAGCUGAUGCACUCGUUCUCUUCCUGGGAGCCCUGAGCCCAUGGAGGAGGGAGAGGUGACGGCUCCUCCAUAAACCAGAGACCAAAUGUCACUUUUCAUUUUGUGCCAACUUGUUUCGAAGUGCCACAUAAAAAGCUGUAAUUUCAAAAUGCUUUAGAAAGGUUUUGAGCAUGGGUUCAUCCUAGUCUUUCAAAAGAAGAAAAUAUCAUAAAAACGAGUGAUAAAUACAAGGCCCAGAUGUGGUUGCAUAAGGUUUUUAUGCAUGGCUGCUGUAUACUUCCUUAUGCUUCUUUUAAAUUGUGUGUGCUCUGCUUCAACGUAGUCAGAAUUAGCUGCUCAUGUGUUUCAUAGUCGGAGUCAUAGCUGUUUCCCGACCUUGUUGAUGUGGACAUGAACCAUUCGAGGGAGAGGGAACAGAAAUAAAGGAGUUAUCUGUAAUGA
Propithecus coquereli (Coquerel's sifaka) is the source of this 5320-nucleotide messenger RNA. It is a transcript of the gene ALK, whose product is annotated as anaplastic lymphoma receptor tyrosine kinase. The transcript is spliced from 32 exons. Gene Ontology annotation, molecular function: ATP binding; protein binding; transmembrane receptor protein tyrosine kinase activity. Gene Ontology annotation, biological process: regulation of cell population proliferation; positive regulation of kinase activity; cell surface receptor protein tyrosine kinase signaling pathway. Bases 13 to 4881 code for a protein of 1622 amino acids. Gene Ontology annotation, cellular component: membrane; signaling receptor complex. The record is from RefSeq and is a predicted model, not a curated record. Lineage: Eukaryota; Metazoa; Chordata; Mammalia; Primates; Indriidae.